GGUGCGCCAAAAUAUCGAUAUGGCAAUAUAUCGCGAUAUUUCCUCCCGCGAUCGAUUCUCGAUGCGCUCUUGCCAAGUAUCGAUCUUAAAAAGCCGUUAUAAAACGCUCUAUUAGUAUUCAUUAUGCCUUGACCCUUCUCCAGAAGUAGAUAGGGGGCGCGCGAUGCGAGUUUGGCUGUUGUGUUGUGAGCGUAAAAGAAGACGUACACACACUUGAAAUGGCGGAGUCAAGCGACAAAAGUAGAAGUGAGAGCAAGAAGUUAAAGGACGCUCCAGCAACAUUUAAAUCCAAAGUGUGGGCUUACUUUGGAUUUUAUAACAGUGCUGACGGGGCAAAGCUAGAAAAGGACUACACAAUAUGCAAGAACUGCUUUGCAAAAGUCCGCUACACGGGAAACACGACCAACAUGCACAGCCACCUCUCGCGGCAUCACCCGGAGCUCUGUGAGAAAGCCGUGGUUGGUGCUGGCUCAAAGCCGACACACCCCGGCGUAAACACCCUUUUCCAGGCAAAGCUACCACCUUGUUCUGCUAGGGCAAAGUCAAUCACAAAUGGGAUCGCUGUUUACAUGUGUAAAGGGCUCCGUCCGUACAGCGAGGUGGAGAACGAAGGGUUCUGCUUUUUAAUGAAUAUCUUAGAGCCACGCUUUGAUAUUCCCUCUCGGAAAUAUUUUGCUGAAAAAAUGAUUCCGGCACUUUAUGACCAGACCAGGGCUAAAGUUGGGUCGGCACUCGAGUCGGCAGAAAGAGUAGGGCUCACGUGUGACGGAUGGACAUCGAGAGCCACAGAGUCCUACAUAACGGUCACUGUACAUUUUAUAAACGAAGACUGGGAAAUUAAGUCAUAUGUCCUGCAAACCCGAGCAAUGCACGAAACGCACACUGGGACACACAUUGCCGAUAUACUGAAAGCCGCAGUGGGGGAGUGGAAUCUUGACGCUAAGAAGCCAGUGGUUGUCACCGACAACGCAUCAAACAUGCGUGUAGCAAUAUCCUUAACAGGAUACCAACAUGUUAGAUGUUUUGCUCAUGUUUUAAAUCUUGCAUCCCAACGUGCGCUGAAAAUAGCUGCUGUUACCAAGGUACUUGUCAAAGUUAGGAGGAUCUCAACAUUCUUUCAUCGAAGCACAACUGGAGCAGAAGCACUGAAAAGAAACCAGGAACUCCUUGGCCUCCCCCUUCACAAGCUCAGGUUUCUUGAUCAACAGCCAGCUGUCUGUGCUGCCCUCUUAUCACCAGAGGUGAGAAAGAAUGUGACUGACUGUGCUCUGACAGAGAAUGACAUCUCAAGUGCUGAAGAGAUGGUGGAAGCAUUUAGACCAAUGCUUGUGGCAACAAAUAUCAUGUGUGAGGAAAAGAAUCCCACCAUUUCAGUGGUUGCUCCUCUUCAUGCCCAACUGCUGCGAGACACAACCAGCACUGAAGAAGAUUCCCCUCUGGUUCGAGAGAUUAAGGGAGCCAUCAAUCAAGACCUUUCAAAGAGAUAUCAGUCAGAGGUGGAAAAAGAUCUCCUACGCAUGUCCUCAGCCCUGGACCCUAGAUUCAAAUCCCUUUUAUUUCUGUCACCUGAAGAAGUGCAAGACACUUAUGCAAAACUACAGUCAAAAGCUGCAGUUUUAAAAGAGGAUGAUCCAGUGCCUUGUGGUGAUGUUCAGGGGGAUUUAGAGGAAGAGGAGACCUGCACAGCAAAAAAAAGAAAGUCUGCACUUGUUGAUCUUCUUGGUCAGACCUUCAAGAAGACCUCUUAUGUCUCUACAUCAGCAACCUCAAUUGCAGAGAAGGAGAUAAAACAAUAUCAAGAUGCUCCUUCUCUGCCUCUCACUGAAGAUCCACUGUUGUGGUGGAAAUCUCAGCAACAUGUGUUCCCUCUCCUUUCCAAGCUGGCCCAUAUGCAUUUGUGUAUUCCUGGGACCAGUGUAGCAGCUGAGAGGGUCUUUUCAACUGCAGGAGAUAUUAUCAGUGCCCAAAGAAGUUCACUCACUCCUGAACAUGCUGACCAACUCCUCUUUCUCAAGAAAAAUAUGAACAUAUAAAACGCAUCACAUGAAGCUGUUUUCUAUUUUGUUCUGAAAAAUGUUUAUUUUUGAAUGCACUUUAAGUUAGGUACAUUUUAGAUGUACUUUAUCCCUGAUAUAUUUUAUUUUUUAUUUGAAAGCAGUAGCCCAAAGAUUUAUGUUUCUUGCACUUAAUAGUGUCACUGUUCAUGUUUAUGAAGGACAAUCAUAUAGUAUUGUUUACACUGAAUCUGUCCUCAGCCUUACAGCUGUUUUGCACCCAAAUGGUGUCACCGUUUGUCGAAGACAUAGUAUUACUACUGAUUGCAGCAAUGUUACACUAAAAUAGUGUCUGUGACUGUUUUGUUGCAACUAAGUCACAACUUGUUUUUGUUUCAUCCAAAAAUAAAUAAAUGGAGACUCAUUUUACUAAUUAAAAAAAAAACUUCUUAUUUCUUAAAACAUGAUAUAUUGUGAGUUAUUACUGAUAAUAUAUUGAUUAUCGUCAUAUCGUGAUAUUAUCAUAUCGUGAGCAAUGUGUCGCGUAUCGUAUCGUAUCGUGAAGUACCCAGUGAUUCCCAGCCCUA
Molecule: messenger RNA, 2581 nt
Organism: Carassius auratus (goldfish)
Lineage: Eukaryota; Metazoa; Chordata; Actinopteri; Cypriniformes; Cyprinidae
Product: zinc finger BED domain-containing protein 1-like
Exons: 2
Coding region: 219-2033 (604 amino acids)
Molecular function (GO): protein dimerization activity; DNA binding
Source: RefSeq, a predicted model, not a curated record